ACGCUGCCCCGUCCCCGCCCUUUCCGCCGCCCACGUGGGCCCGCCCGAGAGCUGCCGCCGGGAACAUGCCCAAGAAAGGAGGGAAAGGUGCUGAUAGAGGAAAGGAAGAACAUGCACCAUGUAAACGAACAAAAAUGGAAGCAGGUUGUCCUCCCUCCCCUGUGAUAUAUGACAGCCCAGCCAGUGUCUUUGAAAGCUUAAUCUUUCCCAUCAAGGAAGAGGAAUUCUUUAGGGAGUAUUGGGAACAAAAGCCACUGCUUCUUCAGAGAGAAGACCCAUCUGUGGUCGCCUACUAUCAGUCUCUGUUUCAGCUGACAGAUCUGAAAGAGUUGUGCAGCCAGGGUUUAUACUAUGGCAGAGAUGUUAACAUCUGCCGGUGUGUGAAUGGGAAAAAGAAGGUUUUGAAUAAAGAUGGCAAAGUGAGCUACCUGCAGCUGAAGAAAGACUUUGAUCAGAAGAAGGCAACUAUCCAGUUUCACCAGCCUCAGAGAUUUAAGGACGAGUUAUGGAGGAUCCAAGAGAAGCUGGAAUGCUACUUUGGCUCUUUGGUUGGCUCCAACGUUUACAUUACCCCUCAGGAGGCUCAGGGCCUUCCUCCCCACUAUGAUGAUGUUGAGGUGUUUAUACUUCAGCUGGAAGGAGAAAAACACUGGCGGCUCUACAAACCUACUGUUCCCCUAGCUCGGGAGUAUAGUGUUGAAUCAGAGGAUAGGAUUGGGAAUCCAACGCAUGAAUUCACGUUAAAGCCAGGUGACUUGCUCUACUUUCCAAGAGGGACUAUCCACCAAGCCGAUACUCCUCCUGGUGUUUCUUAUUCAACUCAUGUGACCAUCAGCACCUACCAAAACAAUUCUUGGGGAGACUUCUUGUUAGAUGUGAUUCCUGGGCUCGUGUUUGAUACAGCAAAGGAAGAUACGGAGCUACGGACAAGCAUACCUCGGCAACUGCUUAUGCAGGUGGAUAUAGCUGACUCGACACGGAGAUUAAGCAGCUUCCUGAGGAGUCUUGCAGACCGGCUGGAAAACACCAAAGAAUUGAGAUCAUCUGACAUGAAGAAGGACUUUGUUCUGAACCGGUUACCACCUUUCUUGGGGAGCAGCACUGGUCCCCUGACUCCAGGUGGAAAACUACCCAAAUUAGAUAGCAGAAUCAGACUGCAGUUCAAAGAUCAUGCUAUAAUUACAGUGGAACCAGAUCAAGAGAAUUCUGAUGAGUGUCGCAAAGAGAUGAUUUAUGUCUAUCACUCCCUAAAGAACAGCAGAGAAAUGCACAUGAUGGGGAACGAGGAGGAAGAUGCUAGUGAAGAUGGAGCAGAGACCCAUGGAUUACGUUUUCCUUUAUCUCACAUGGAUGCAUUGAAGCAAAUUUGGACAAGUGCUACUGUCUGUGUGAAGGAACUGCGUCUCAGUUCCGAUGCAGAGAAAGAAAACCUUGUUUUAUCCCUCUGGACUGAAUGUCUUGUUGAAGUAAUCUGAAUCUUUUGUGAAUCAGUCACUCUCCUGGAACAUCACAUCUCUUCCCUUGAGCACAUACUUACAAAGAAUUAUCUGAUUCCUUCUGCUUGUAUUGAUCUCUCAAAAAACUGGUAAAAAAAAAAAUGUGUUGUUCUAUCUAGGCUCUUCCCUCAGUAUUUUUAUGCUAUGGUGUGUGGAUUGUUUCCCCCCCCACUUUUUGUGAUGCCAGUCGCUCUCUUCCUAAAGCGACUCUCUCUCAAGAAAAGCUAAACUUGAAAGGGGUAUGACAGUUUGAAAUCAUAAAUAUGAGAAUAACAUAGUUGGACACAGGGUAGUAGCAGAAAGACGCAAAUUAUUGAAAGUAUGCGGAAUGCUGGCCGCCUGCUCUGUGAGACUGGUGAGCAAGAAAUUGUGUUCCCAAAGGAUAUACCCCACAAUUCAGAAGCUGAAGCAGUGAUCUUUUAUAGACGUGUCUGUUUCAUUUCAGCAGGUUUUGCUUAAUAAUCAAGUUGGAGUUACUCCAGGUUGGGAUUUAUGUUCAAAAUGCAAUGCCCAAUUCAUAGUAAACAUUUCAUGAUACAAGAAGAACAAGUCCAGUGCAAAGCCAAGUCACAAACACAACCCAUUGAGAGUCUGCUGCUGUUCUAAGGCUCGGACAGUGCUUUCCUGCUACCAAAAUGUGCGCGCGCGUGUGUGUGGGGUCAUUAUCUUAUAUCUCCUGUUGCCUACUGGCUCUGAUUUUUCCCCAGCUGUUUCACUCUGCUGUACUUAAAGUAUAGCUAUUGCA
This is a messenger RNA of Gavialis gangeticus (Gharial), 2241 nucleotides long. RefSeq names its product MYC induced nuclear antigen (gene RIOX2). The transcript is spliced from 10 exons. Gene Ontology annotation, molecular function: histone H3K36 demethylase activity; histone H3K4 demethylase activity. NCBI's taxonomy places the organism in Eukaryota, Metazoa, Chordata, Crocodylia, Gavialidae. Bases 66 to 1475 code for a protein of 469 amino acids. The record is from RefSeq and is a predicted model, not a curated record. Gene Ontology annotation, cellular component: nucleolus.